AUGCCGAGGAUCGCGGCGAAGCUCUCCAUGAUGAUGCUCAUGCCGCUCUGCCGCAUGGAGUUGCUGACGCUCGUCCCGACCAUCCCGAUCGUGCCGUCCAGCCGCCUGGAGUGGCUGCUUCGCGUCCCGUCCAUCCCGAAAAAGACCUGCAUGAUAGUGUCCGCGCCGUCCAGCCGCCUGGUGUGGCUCACGUUACCUGUCACGUCCAUCCCGAAGAAAAUCCUCAUGCCCACGCCCGUGCUACCGUGCCGCCUGGAGUGGCCAGCUUCGCUCCACCAGACCGUCCCGACGAAGAUCUACAUGAUGAUGCUCGGGCUGUCCUGCCGCCUGGUGCGGCUGCUGAUGCACGCCCCGAUGAAGAUCGACAUGGCUGGGUUGUUCCUGGUGCCCCGUGUCUUCGUCGAGCCGACCUUCUCCACCUCCGCUGCUGCAGCACAGCCCUCGCUGGGCUAG
Molecule: messenger RNA, 453 nt
Organism: Prorocentrum cordatum
Lineage: Eukaryota; Dinophyceae; Prorocentrales; Prorocentraceae
Source: the annotation of a GenBank genome assembly